Messenger RNA from Sander lucioperca (pikeperch), 2822 nucleotides. RefSeq lists its product as uncharacterized. Lineage: Eukaryota; Metazoa; Chordata; Actinopteri; Perciformes; Percidae. Bases 295 to 1053 code for a protein of 252 amino acids. The record is from RefSeq and is a predicted model, not a curated record. The transcript is spliced from 2 exons.
UACAAUAAGACAUAAAUAAAACGUGAAGUAUAACGUGAGAUUAGGUCAAAAAGAUAGAUUUAGACAUUACAUUAAAUUACAGAUGCUGUAUUUAGAAAAUGUCCUCUCAGGAUGGAUAUGUGUGUGUGUGUGUGUGUGUGUGUGUGUGUGUGUGUGUGUAUUCUGAUGAUGUGUGUCUCUUCCUGUCUCCAGAACCUUUCUGAUCACAUCAGAUCACAGUUUGAUUUAAAGUCAGCUUCUUCAUCACUCUGAAGAGGAGAUCUCAACUCUUCAGGAGGACCAGGAGACCUGGAGAUGGCUGCAAACCUGAGAAGAAGAGGGAGCAGAGAAUUACCUCCUGAUCUCUCUGAAUUAAUGAACAAACCUGAAAAAUAUGCAGCUUCAUUCAUCAAACAGUUUGAUAGCAGUGAACACAGGAUGAGAGAGAUUGUUAGAGAGUUUAGGGAGAUCGCAGCCAAAGUCAGAAAGAUGCAGGAGAGAACAGAUAAAGUCAGAAGAACAGCUCUUGGUAUGCCAUUGGGCUUACUUGCAGGCGGAGCAGCAGUAGCAGCAGCAGGAACAGAAGCAGCAGGAGCAGCAGCACCAGUAAUAGCAACAGUAGGAACAAUAGGAGUAGGAAUAGCAGCAGGAUCAGCCAUUUUAGUUGCUGGUGCAAAUGUAACAAAAUGGAUAUCAGAGAGUGGAAGUGUACAUAAAGUAAAACAGCUGUGGAAAGACUUCAUGGAGAUUAUUGAACCGCUGAAGAAUGACCUGGAAGAAAUAAAGACGACAUGUAAGAAGUUGGAGCAAAGAUCAGCUGAAGAAACAGUUCAACUUCAGGCUGAAAAGACUCUGACAGACAUGGAGAAGUUUCAGACUCUUACAGUAGUGUCUAUCCUAGGAAGAGGUGAGGGAGUAAUGUCUGCUAUGUGGAAUGUCUUCACACUCACAGCGUCCCCUGAAGAGGACAGAAAGUUGACAGACUCCAUCAUCCAAUCAGCUGAUUGCUGUCAGGAAGUCAUCGAUGACUUGAAGACGAUGAAGGAAGAACUCAAAGACUUCACAGAACAGUGAACACUUCCACUGCUUCGCUGAUGAUGUCCAGAUCUACAUCUCUACCAAAUCCAUCACCACGGCUACAUCCUCCACCCUGACCAACUGCCUCAUCAAUAUUUAAACCUAUCUAUCUAACCCAACUUCCUCCAACUCAACUACAAUAAAUCUGACUUGAUGCUCAUCGGCCCGAAAUCCCUCACAAAGAACAGCCAUAACUUUGUCACAUUGUCAACCUCUCCACCCUGUCUCCAUCCCCACACAUCCAUUACUGGGAGUCAUCUUCGACAGAAACCUCACUUUUGAAAACCACAUCAACCAAAUAACCAGAACUGCCUUCUUUCACAUAACUCCCGUCCUUCAGAACCUCCACUGGCUCCCUGUUUCCCAACGCAUCCAGUUUAAAGUCCUCCUCCUCGCCCACAAAGCCCUCCAUAACCAGGCUCCGUCCUAUCUCACAGACCUGCUCCUCUGCCACAACCCCCCACACCCGUAACUUCUGCUCCUGUGACGCAAACCUCCUCUCCCCACCACUCAGGACCGAGCGCCAUACUUGGGGUGACAGAGCUUUCACCAUUGCAUCCCCCUCCCUCUGGAGCUCUCUACCCAUACACAUCUACAGCCCCCUCCCUCUAGUCCUCUCUACCCAUACACAUCUACAGCCCCUCCCUCUAGAACUCUCUACCCAUACACACCUACAGCCCCUCCCUCUAGAACUCUCUACCCAUACACACCUACAGCCCCCUCCCUCUAGAACUCUCUACCCAUACACACCUACAGCCCCUCCCUCUAGAACUCUCUACCCAUACACACCUACAGCCCCUCCCUCUAGAACUCCCUACCCAUACACACCUACAGCCCCCUCCCUCUAGUCCUCUCUACCCAUACACAUCUACAGCCCCUCCCUCUAGAACUCUCUACCCAUACACAUCUACAGCCCCCUCCCUCUAGAACUCCCUACCCAUACACAUCUACAGCCCCUCCCUCUAGAACUCUCUACCCAUACACAUCUACAGCCCCUCCCUCUAGAACUCUCUACCCAUACACAUCUACAGCCCCCUCCCUCUAGAACUCUCUACCCAUACACACCUACAGCCCCUCCCUCUAGAACUCCCUACCCAUACACACCUACAGCCCCUCCCUCUAGAACUCUCUACCCAUACACAUCUACAGCCCCUCCCUCUAAAACUCUCUACCCAUACACAUCUACAGCCCCUCCCUCUAGAACUCUCUACCCAUACACAUCUACAGCCCCCUCCCUCUAGUCCUCUCUACCCAUACACACCUACAGCCCCUCCCUCUAGAACUCUCUACCCAUACACACCUGUGACUGUACUGACCUGGACACUCAUCAUAAGUCACCUGUUCAGAUUAGCUGUCUACAUCCAAUAGUCUGACAUUUCUCACCUGAGAGUUACUGCUUUUAUUAUUUUUAAUUGCUUCUAAAAAGCUUGUUUUAUGUGUUGGUUUUAUUGCUUAUCUGUUUUAAAAAAAAAGUUUGUUUUUAGUGUAAAGUGUCUUUGAGUACCAUGAAAAGCGCCACAUAAAUAAAAUGUAUUAUUAUGAUUAUUAGAUGAUCCUCUGAUCCUGUUUAUCUGAAGAAACUCCUCCGUGUUAUUAAUAUGAUAUUAACUUUCUGUGAACAUGCUGCUGCUUAUAAUUCUGUCUGAAACAUGAUUAUUUUUCUGUCAGAUCCAGAGCAGAGAAAACCAGUCUGAUGAUCUCUGAAACAUAAAGUGAUGCCAACUGAGAAUAGAUGAGCCGUGUAGUAACGUAGCAGCUCCACCAGA